GGGGGCGUGGAGGGAACCGGGAUCUGCCUGGGGCCAGCAUGAGCCAGAGGGAGGGAAGUCAGGAAGACCCUCAGGCUGACUCCGUCUCUCUGCUUCCCCACGUGGAGGCCAAGAUCCGGCAGACACACAGCCUUGCCCACCUCCUCAUCAAAUACGCUGAGCAGCUACUCCAGGAAUAUGUGCAGCACCAAGGAGACCCCUUCGGGCUGCCCAGCUUCUCGCCACCGCGGCAGCCGGUGGCAGGCCUGAGCGCCCCGACACCGAGCCACGCGGGGCUGCAGCGGCUGCGGCUGGACUCGGCGGCCCUGGCUGCGCUGUCCUCGCUGCUCGACGUCGUGCGCCACCUCCAGGCCGAGCUGAACCCGCGCGCGCUGCGCCUGCUCCGGCGCCUGGAGGCGGGCCCCGCCCCGGGUCGGAGCCCGAAGCCCCCGCCGACCACCGCCACCGCCAUCGCCACCGCCACCGCCGCCGCCGCGGGGAUCUUCCCCGCCAAGGUGCUGGGACUCCGCGUGUGCAGUCUCUACCUCGAGUGGGCGAGCUGCACUGAGGGCGACCUGGGCCAGCUGGUGCCCGGGGGCCCGGCCUGAGCGCCGGCGCAGCUCACGCGGUCGCCUCCUCUCUGCGGCCUCCAUCUAUCUCUCGGUGUCUGUCCAGCUCUGCCGCGCCUGUCGCUAGGCCGGUCUUCAUCGCUCUGUCUCGGUGACUGUGCUUGCUUUUAUACCUCGUUCCCUUUUUCUCUCUGGACCUUCUUGUCUCAGCCUCUAAGUUCGUGUCUGCCAUUUUCUUUCUCAUCCUUGGGCCUGCUUUGGGGUCUCUUCACCCCUGCUUUGGGGUCUCUGUCUUUCGCCUUCAUUUUUUCUUGUCUUCCUUGGCCCCAUGUGAGCACGUGUAGUCUCAGCCCCAUCUCCAGAAGGCGACGCCUUGUCUCUGUCCGCUCUUGUCACUUUCUCGGUCCUUUCCUGGCCAGGGCCAGGCCUGCUGGUCUUGUGGUGGGAAGGUUACUCGACAGAUCUCAGCCAGCUUCCCUGCCUGCUGCCCACACUCCCCCAUCCAGCCCGUGGGCUCUGCCCCCUCCCUUUGUUGCCCUUCCUGUCCUUCACCUCUCUGUCCUAUCCCGCAUCCCUGCCUCCAAGCCAGGCCUAUGGACAGAAAAAUAGAUGCCUUUA
Molecule: messenger RNA, 1166 nt
Organism: Tupaia belangeri chinensis (Chinese tree shrew)
Lineage: Eukaryota; Metazoa; Chordata; Mammalia; Scandentia; Tupaiidae
Gene: CTF1
Product: cardiotrophin 1
Biological process (GO): positive regulation of tyrosine phosphorylation of STAT protein; cell surface receptor signaling pathway
Cellular component (GO): extracellular region
Molecular function (GO): cytokine activity
Source: RefSeq, a predicted model, not a curated record